UCUGUCCUGUCCAGCAAAAGUCCCUGAGGGAAAGAUGGCUGCUGGAUGGAGCUGCUGGCUCGGAGCAGGACGAGGCCAAGAAACAGCUGGCGGAGGACGAGGCCAAGCUCAAGGGGAUGGAAGAGAACAUAAUUAGGUAUGUCUACAACCCUGGAACACUGGUGUACCUACCAGUGGCGGUCGGUGAUGUUUUUUUUAUGAGCAGGGCCUUAUUUCUAUUACAGCAUAUUGGAUGACUGUCAUUCAUAUUCCUUUCACCAAGCUCAACGUAACAUCGAUAGGUUUAGGCUACUACAUGAUGCUCAAAUUUUCCCUGUACCCAUCAUGAUGUUGCUACAACCUAGCAGUUUACAACAUAGGUGCACAGGUCGAGAUAAUUUUUAGUAAUCAAGGUGACAGACAGUGACACAUUCAAUACCGCCUUGCACACUCUUGUCUGCAUUUAGCUGAUCUAGGCUGUAAAAAUUAGUCCAACAAUUAUAAAUGAGAGUUUCCAUUGGACAAAUUCAGGUAUGUUUAUCCCUGUUUCAUUCCGUAGUCAAAGUCAACAUAACUAAUAGAACUAACGCGUUAGUAAACCCGCUACAAACAUUCAGUACAGUGUACAGUCAGAAAGCAGUUUAGCAGUUACACCGGCGGGCCUCAGUGGCAAUAAAUUAAUAAAACCUUGACUUGGAAGGGAAUCCAGUGUUGGAUAGCCAUAGCCAGCUACCUAACAUAGCAUCCCUCUCUGUUUGAGCCAGGUGUUUAAGUAGGCUAAACUAGCUAGCUGCAUUCGCUAGCUAAGUGAAAGUGAAAGUUUAAAACAAAUACAACCAAAUAUAGCUAGCUCUCUCUGUUCAACUAUUGUCUUUCUCGCUCUUUGAGUCAACUACUCACAACAUUUUAUGCACUGCAGUGCUAGCUAGCUGUACCUUAUGCUUUCAGUACUAGAUUCAAUCUCUAAUCCUUUGAUUGGGUGGACAACAGUGGUGGUCAGUGCCGUUUAAGAUGAGGGAGGACAAUUUUUUUUUCAUGAGCAUGGCCUUAUUUCUAUUACAGCAUAUUGGAUGACUCAUUCAUAUUCAAUUCACCCAGUUCAAUGUAACAGCGAUAGGUUUAGGCAACUACAUGAUACUCAAAUUGUCCCUAUACCCAUUAUGAGGUUGCUACAACCUAUGAAUUAAAGUUUACAACGUAGGUGCACACAGGUCGACAUGCAAUAUCGCCCUGCACACUCUUGCCUGCGUCUAGCUGAUAUAGGGUGUAAUCAUUAGUCCAACAGUUGCAAACAAGAGUUUCUAUUGGACAAAUUCAGGUAUGUUUAUCCUCGUUUUGUUCCGUUUGCUUCUGUUUAAGAAACAUUUUUAAUAGCACCCACGUUGUAUUCCUUCUCGCAUCUACAGUAUGCGCUCUCUUCCUCUCACCUCUUCCCUUCGAUUGUGGACUUCAAUGCACAACACAUCAGCUGUAUGUGACCAGGCAAAAAAACCUUUCCAAGCCAUACCGCUACACACAGCCUACAUCAUUGUCACCAUAUUAGCUAAAGUAACAUCAUAGUCAGCAUAGCUAAUAGAACUAAUGCGUUAAUAAACCCGCUACAAUCAUACAGUAACGUUACAGUGUACAGUCAGUAAGCAGUUACACCGGCUGGCCCCAGUGGUAAUAAAUGAGUAAAACCAAAAGCUUACCUUGACUUGGUAAGAGUUCCAGUCUUGUGUUGGAAAGUCAUAGCCAGCUAGCUAACAUAGCAUCCCUCUGUUUGAGAAGGGUGUUUCAGUAGGCUAAACUAGCUAGCUGCAUUUGCUAGCUAAGUAAGUGAAAGUGAAAGUGAAAAAGAAUGAGGAAAUCUCUCUCUAUUUUUCUCUUGCUUCUCCUUCAUUUUGGAAGAAAUUAUUUUGUUCAAAACUGUUAAACUAUUGUCUUUCUCUCUCUUUGAGUCAACUACUCACCACAUUUUAUGCACUGCAGUGCUAGCUAGCUGUAGUUGAUGCUUUCAGUACUAGAUUAAUUCUCAGAUCCUUUGAUUGGGUUGACAAAAUAUCAGUUCAGGCUGCAAGAGCUCUGAUAGGUUGGAGGACGUCCUCUGUAAGUUGUCAUAAUUACUGUGCAUGUCUAUGGAAGGGGAUGAGAACCAUGAGCCUCCUAGAUUUUGUAUUGAAGUCAAUGUACCCAGAGGAGGACAGAAGCUAGCUACACCAUGGUGCUACCCUACAGAGUGCUGCUGAGGCUACUGUAGACCAUUGCAAAAUAGUGAGUUUUAAUCAAUUAAAUGGUGAAGUUAAUGAAUCUAUUUAGUAUAGGAUUAUCUAAAAAGGAUACUUUUUUAAAUGUUUCACUUUUUUUUUUAAAGAAGAAAUUUACUGAUUAGGAUUGUCCUCCCCUUCCUCCUCUGAGGAGCCUCCACUGGUACCUACUUCCUAUACAUGUUUCUAGAUUCAUUGUAUGUCUUUAUUUAACCAGUCUUUAACCAGGCAAAACGUGCUCUUAACUUAUAAAAACGGAUAAGAUCUUGAUAUCCUAUUCUCUCUAUAUAAUUUUGCCAUGCCCGCUCACUGGCAAUGUGGCCCAGCACAUUUGCUAUCGGUGAGAUCAUUUGUAAUACUUCUUAGGAAAUGUUUAAUAAGUUGAACUCUUAGCUCGAAAGGAGUACAGAUAUAGGAUCCUAAUUUGAUCACUAUCUUGUUGCUGAGAAUUUUCCUGCACAGCAGGAAAUGCAAACUUGUAGUGUAUUAAGUUUAAAAAGUAUUCUAAAGUUUGUAAUUUCCACUUUAAAAUGUCAGACUUGAUUUGCCCUACCGAAAAAUGUAUCUACCCCUACAAAAAAUGUCCAUUAGUUAUAAUCAACAUAAUAUUCACAUUUCCUGUUGCUGCAGGAUUAUUUUCCUGCUGUAGCAAACUGGCUCAAAUUAAGAGCCUACAUCUCUAUAGGCCUAUCAGAUAAUAAUAAGUGUCCUAUUUCACACAUGUACAAGUGUGUAUUAAUAUUGGAAAUGUGUUUUUAGUAUAUCCCCUCUCCCUGAGACACCCUCAGAGAGCGGGGUCACAGCAAGGGUCUGUCAUUCAACGGCAACCCUGGAGCAAUUAGGGUUAAGGGCCUUUCUCAAGGCCACGUCGACAGAUUUUUCACCUUGUCGGCUCGGGUACAGAAAGGAGACCCAGUAGCCAAGAACAGACCACCCCUCCCUCCUCGCUCCAACCAUUUUCUUUCUCACUCAUAGCAAAACAGUGGUAUCAAUCUUCUUCCCCUGGCAAUCCAAUUCGCUAAUAAAAUUUCCUGGCUGCUGCAGUGCUGGCUGGCUGUUGGGGCUCAGACUUGGGCAACAUUGGCACUAGACUGUCACACCACCCAAUGAGCAACGCAAGCGAACAAUUGCCGGAGCUAGGGAAAAGGCGGAAUUGGAGAAAGAUAAGGAGAAGCUUUUGUCCAUAUCCCAAAUAGGUGCUUAAUUCUGUUAGAUAGGCCAUAGUGAGGAAGGACAGUGAGGUUGUUUUGGUAUUUAACAAAAUGAGGACACUUAAAGAGAUAGUUCACAGUUAAAGGGGGGGAGGUUGCUGUUUUUCUUUGAUUUGGUAACUUUUCCUUCUGCACUCAGCUCAUUUAUUUUAGAUGAAAAAUACCAGUGUAUCAGUUGUCUGUAAUCACUUUUCCAGUGAGUGAGCACUGUGGUGGGUGUGUAUGGGCUAUUUUCUAUUGUGUGCGUAGUUGCCAAAAAUAACAAACAUUUUAAAUAGACAAGACAGAAAUCCAAAUCUGCUUUGGAAUACCAUGAUGUGCAUGACGUGCAUUCUCACACUGUUUGUGUGUGUCACUGACCAUGUCUGUGUGUGACUGAUCACAUCUCUCUCUGUUCUGCAGAAUGGAGCAGGAACUGGAGGAGCUGGAGACAGGCGUGUCGGCGACCUCCACCAAAGAGAGCCUGACAGACGCAGCCAUGAAGGAGGAAGCCAAGACAGCAGACAACAAAGUGAGUCUCCCUCCCCUCCUACCCCUCCGAGGGCAGCUGGACACAGCAGGUCCACCGGACACACACACACACACACACACACACACACACACACACACACACACACACACACACACACACACACACACACACACACACACACACACACACACACACACACACACACACACACACACACACACUGUUAGAUACAGGAGUGGGGAGUGUGUUUUUAUGCAUGUGUGUGUAUGUGUGUGCCUAUGUGUGUGUGUGUGUGUGUGUUGGGGGGGAACGUUUGAAGUAGGGGAGUAGGAGAUGGAGGAAUCAGAAGGGAGGGGGAGGUUUAGGAGCCUGACACAAGCCUUGGGGCACAUCUGAAAGCAAAAAAGCCCUGUGUACAGUAACUGCCCUUGUGAUAAACUGACAGUGACAUCUCCACUUGAGCAAAUGACAUCUCAAUAUUGUGCCAUCAGUAAUAUCAUUAGUGACAGUCCGGAUAGGCCUGGAGAGUCAGACACUGGGUGCAGUGUAUAGGGAACAGUUGUUGACGGGAGGGAGGCUCUUGCCCAAAGGGGAAGUCCAUAUUGACAGCACACACUGGGCAGCUUUUAACAUGGGGGUUUCAUGGCAACUGCUAGAAAAGAUGCUCUGUCUCUUCGUUUUUCCCUCUUGAACUCGUUGACCCUUUUUGCGCUUUCCUCCAGAAGUCAAUAUCCACUUCCUCUAUCCAUCCUGGCACCGCUUUAUUAAAAGGGAAAGUGCUUAUUUAAUGUGGCGUCUGUUUCUACCUCAAUCGUUUUUCUUGCUUCCUUGUCGGCCAUGUUUUUUGUGGCAUACCUCAGUGGGAAAUACUGUAUGUUCCUUCGCUCAAACUAGGUUUUCAAUUAAAUAUGUUAAAUACUGUAUGUGACAUAAUGUUCAUUCAUUAUGUAGCGUUGCUUUUGAAUAAGAGUGUCCCUUCAAGAAACAAAUCUAUUACCUCAUAGCUGUGGGUUGUCAGUAGAACUGCUUCACUCAAUCGGUGAUAGCUUUUUUAGAAAUUGAUGUUAUUCGACUGUGCGGCUGCAUUGACACAAUAAUCCCGAUGAUUCAUAUUGCAGAAAUAAACCCACCUUCUAUACGUGUGUGGUGGUAAUGUAUUCGAUGGGUUAGACACUGGAUUUUCUGAGUUUAAUGCGGUAUGAUACAUGGGUUAAAAUACUGUUUUCUCUCCCUCUCUCACAGGCUCUGGCAGGCACUGUGCAAGGUAAUACAUCUUCAGCCAGAUCUUCUUCCUCAUCUGUCUCCUCUUUCUCCUCUUUUACAUGUCUUCUGUGUUUGUCGCUCUUUCUCUCUCCCUCCCGCUCUCUUUCUCACCCCACUUCCUUGACCGCUUAUAGAGGUCAAGGAAGUUAUAGAGGUCAAGGAAGUAGUGAAAGUGCACAACACCCCUCAUCUGGAAAGGUCUGGAGGUGCCUCAGAUAGGAUGAGAGCAGGUGAGUCUCGGUACCCUGUAGCUCACAGACUGAGACACACUGUAGAGAGACAUCUUAUUUUUUCACUCUAUAUUCACUUUAGAUUCUAAUGUCAUGCUAACCAUAUUAAAGUGAUGUUAUUCCACUCAUUGUAAAACAAACAUAGAUAUUCAAUGUACCCACUCCUGUUUCAUUCAGGAAUAUUUUAAUUGAUUGAUAGGCAAUUGAUACAUUAUUGACUGAUUAUAAUGAAUCAUGUAAGUUGCAUCUGUACAAUCAGACAUGCAAUAGAGUCCAAGUUUGUCCAAAAUGGAAGAUGUCUCAAUAAGAUUCUAUUGGAGUCGUCUAUCUCUAUCUGUCUUUGCCCAAACCUGGCCACCUCCUCUGUGUUUGUCUCUUUCUCUCUCCUUCUCCCUCUCUCUUUCUCUAUCUCCCUCUCUCUUUCUCACCCCACUUCCUUGACUGCUUGUAGAGGUCAAGGAAGUGCUCAAAGUGCACAACAGCCCUCGUCUGGACAUGUCCGGAGGUGCCUCAGAUAUGAUGAGAGCAGGUGAGUCUCGGUACCCUGUAAGCUCACAGACUGAGACACACUGUAGAGAGACAUCUUAGACAAAUUCUGCUCUUUCCCUCUUUUUUUAUUUUCCACUCAUGAACUCUGUAUCUGCUUGCCUCUUUACAUAGACGGCUGAAUACUAUAUCUGAUGUUAGUUUAUUUUAUAUAAUUUACUUACUUGUAUCAUUUUUCAAAUAAAUAGCACUUGGUUAUUCAUUAAUCAGUCAUUAACAAAUAUUCAAUAGGUAUUUAUAGGUAUUACAGUAUAAGAAAUCUAAUAUUAACCCCUAACCAAAAAUCUUAAUUUUGUUGUAUCCUGUUUACCCAUUCUGGCAUCGGCUACUGGCAUUAGCUGUGAUGCGUGAUUUGAAGGAGUCAGGCGCAGGAGGGUAAAUCACAGUAUACAGAGUUUAUUCUGUAAUCCAGCGUAACCAGUCCAGUGCGCAAAACAGACGCACUUGAACAAACAUGCACACGGGGAAAAAUACCCCGGCAAUACAAAAUACAGCUACUAAUCCUCACAAAGAACAAUCACCCACAAGGACAAGGGGGCAGAGGGAACACUUAAACACGUACUAAUGAGGGGAAUAUGAACCAGGUGUGUGUAAUUGACAAGACAAGACAAAUGGAAUGAUGAGAUAUGGAGCGGCAGUGGCUAGUAAGCCGGUGACGACGAACGCCGAAGCCUGCCCGAACAAGGAGGGGAGGCAGCAUCGGAGGAAGUCGUGACAGUAGCAUCCUGGGUAACUGGAUUAGGCAUAUAAUAAAUGUAAAAUCUAUAACGUCAAUAUCUAACUCCUCAGUGGAACUCAUUAUGUAAACACAACCAGUUUGAAUGGCCCGGCAGUAGCCGAGCCAUCGAAUCUUAAUUUUAAUGGAGCUUUCAUUGAAUGACAGCUAAAGGAUACCUAUAUUGUUGUCAUAUCAAAUUUACAACACCUCAGUAUAGCUCAGCAUAUUGUAAACACAAGCAGUUAGAAAUGUCUGGGGACGACUUCAUCUCCUCAGCAAAGGGUCUUUUCAGUAGUAUCAAGGGGUCUCCACCUUCCUCCAUCUCACAUGUGGGCCUCUGUCCCCUUUAAUCAAACAUUUGCUUUCAUCAGCCUCACAGCUCUAGAAGGAUAGAGGGAUUCCACUGAAGGGCUAUUCUCCACAGUGAGUGAGAUAGCGAGAGGGGAGAAGGAGAGGGGGCGAGUGACUAAUUCGUUUUACCUCUUCAGCUCUGGUCCCCAUACAUCUUAUCUAGAGGACCCUUGCUGAGCAGAGAGGCUACUUAAUGUUUGGUUUCAUAAAGACCUGCUAUGAUCAAAUUCUCAUUGCCAACGCUUUCCUGGAUAAGAUAGUUUUGGUAACAUUUUGGUGUAAUAUGACCGUCAGAUAGGAGCUAAAUAACUAGAAACUAAGAAAGUAACACAGUAUGGUUACUAUACCCUGUGCAUAAACAAAUAAUAGAUAUACAAUAGAUAUCUAGUAGCUAGAUUAGUUGAUAGGGCACAAUACAAUAGAAAGGGACUUUUAUAUGGGGUAUAUAUCUACCAGUUCCAUGCUGUGUAAUAGGAUGUAGUGCAGUGCCUGUUUUACUGAUGUGAGUGUACAUUGGCGCACUAUGUGAAUGUGAAUGCGUGGGUGGGAAGGUAAAACAAUGUUCCCUGCACAGAGUCAUGUGGGAGGAAAUAUUUUAAUGACGGACCACUCGGGUAUUUCACCAUUGCUAAGUGCUGUACUUUCAUGACACCUUUAGGAGAACACAAAAGCAAUAUAAAUGCCAUUGAACAUGUCGCAUUCUCUGAAGUGCUUUGGUAUAUUUCAUGUACUCUAUUUGUUGUCACUAACAUUGUGUUGUGUUUCUGUACUGUAUUUUUCCCCUAAUAUUUGUCUUCUGUCCUAAUCUUCACAAUUAUCAACUGUCUGUCUGUGUGUUUGCUUAUCUGUAUGGGUAUGUGUGUGUAUGAGUUUGUGUGAGUCUGUCUGUCUGUCUGCGUAUUGGUCUGUUCUUGUGGACGUUCACUCUUGUGGAUAUUCACUGUGGUUUGUGGCUAAAGGUAUUAAAACAAGUAGAAUGGUAUGUUUGUAUAGAGUUAGCCAGGAUGGUAUACUGAGUAUCCAGUUCUCACAGUAUAUCUGUUGUGUGGGGAUACCCUAUAUGUAGUCUUUAUCAGACGAUGCGAUGUUGCCAAGGCAACACAGCUCCGCUAAAAAGUAUAAUUUCUCUAUCCGUCAACAUGGCAGCGUUAGACUCACAUAGUGGAGGCCUACUGAUGACAAAUGUUCGAGUUUACCUUAGUUAUAGUGUAUGUAGCCAAAUAUUGUAGCCAAGUUAUUGACCAUUCUCCAAAGACAUGCUUCGUUAACAACCAUACAGUCAUUUGACUUGCCCAGAUAAGCAGUCAAAUGAAUGUCAUGAAUCAUAGUUGACUGUCUUCUUCAUAAGAUAGAGUUUGCGUAUAGUCAUGUGUGAUAGUUACAUGGGCUGUAGCUAAGUGGUAUAUUUGUUGGUGGAAUAUGGUUGUUUAGAGUGGUUGUCUGGUUUUGGCUGGUGUUAUUAUACGUGUGUAUUGUGGAGAGACUACAUGGUUAUUUAUAAUUAUGAACUAUGGUUGAGUGGAACUGGUAUGUCUCUAGUCUUGUUGAGUGAGAGAUAAUAUGGCGUGUGAAAGGGCCGAGUGGUGCGACAGAGAGAAAGAGAAAAAGUGAGAAAGUGAGAGAAUUCCUGUGUUCCAUGGAUGUGUGGUAUGACAGAGAGAGAGAGAGAGAGAGAGAGAGAGAGAGAGAGAGAGAUAUGACACCUCUGCAGGCCCCUAACGUCUCCUCUUGUUGACACCCCAUGCACCCAGCAAUGUACUCAGUAGAGAUCACCGUUGAGAGGGACAAUGUCACGGGCGAGACUAAGGUGUUGUCCACCAACACCCUACUGCCCAUUAACCUCUCUAGGCAAGGGGUCAAGGUGUAUGAGGAUUACCAGAAAGGUGAUUUCCCAACAUGGUUUCAACAGCAAAACAAAACACUUGGCUAAAACAUGCUUUAUGAGAAGUGUUAACAGUUAUGAUAAGAGCUAAGAUCUGUGUUAUGGUUUUAUUAACAAGAAUACAUUUACAGUGCCUUCAGAAAGUAUUCACACCCAUUUACCUUUUCCACAUUUUGCUGUGUUACAGCCUGAAUUUAAAAUGGAUUACAAUGAGAUUUUUUGUCACUGGCCUAAAAACAAUACCCCAUAAUGUCAUGUUUUUCGAAAUUUGUACAAAUUAAUAGAAAAUGAAAAGCUGAAAUGUCAAUAAGUAUUCAACCCCUUUGUUAUGGCAAGCCUAAAUAGUUUCAGGAGUAAAAAUAUGCUUAACAAGUCACAUAAUAAGUUGCAUAGACUCUGUGUGCAAUAAUAGUGUUUAACAUGAUUUCUGAAUGACUACCUCAUCUCUGGACCCCACACAUGCAAUUAUCUGUAAGGUCCCUCAGUCGAGCAGUGAAUUUCGAGCAUGUUGAAGUUAUUAAUUACACUUUGGAUGGUGUAUCAAUACACCCAGUCACUACAAGAUACAGGCAUCCUUCCUAACUCAGUUGCCAGAGAGGAAGGAAACCUCUCAGGGAUUUCACCAUGAGGCCAAUGGUGACUUUAAAACAGUUACAGAGUUUAAUGGCUGUUAUAGGAGAAAUCUGAGGAUGGAUCAACAACAUUGUAGUUACUCCACAAUACUAACCUAACUGACAGAGUGAAAAGAAGGAAGUCUGUACAGAAUAAAAAAUAUUCCAAAACAUGCAACAAGGCACUAAAAAAGUAAUACUGCAAAAAAUGUGGCAAAGCAAUUAACUCUUUGUCCUGAAUACAAAGUGUUGUGUUUGGAGCAAAUCCAAUACAACACAUUACUGAGUACCACUCUCCAUAUUUUCAAGCAUAGUGGUGGCUGCAUCAUGUUAUAGGUCCCGUGUAGCUCAGUUGGAAGAGCAUGGCGCUUGCAACGCCAGGGUUGUGGGUUCGAUUCCCACGGGGGGCCAGUAUGAAAAUGUAUGCACUCACUAACUGUAAGUCGCUCUGGAUAAGAUCGUCUGCUAAAUGACUAAAAUGUAAAUAGGUAUGCUUAUAAUCGUUAAGGACUGGGGAGUUUUUCACCUUUCAGCAGGACAAUAACCUAAAACACAAGGCCAAAUGUACACUGGAGUUGCUUACCAAGAAGACAGUGAAUGUUCCUGAGUGGCCGAGUUACAGUUUUGUCUUAAAUCUACUUGGAAAUCUAUGGCAAGACUUGAAAAUGGUUGUCUAGCAAUGAUCAACAACCAAUUUGACAGAGCUUGAAGAAUUUUGAAAAGAAUAAUGAGUAAAUGUAUGAAAAUGUAUGUACUCACUAACUUUAAGUCGCUCUGGAUACGAGCGUCUGCUAAAUACCUAAAAUGUAAAUGUAAAUGUAAAUGUUGCACAAUCCAGGUUUAGAAAGCUCUUAGUGACUUACCCAGAAAGAGUAUUGACUCAGGGGUGUGAAUACCUAUGUAAAUGAGAUAUUUCUGUAUUUCAUUUUUUAUACAUUUGCAAACAUUUCUAAAAACACUUUGUCAUUAUUGGGUAUUGUGUGUAAAUGGAUGAGAGAGAAAAAUGAAUGUAAUCCAUUUUGAAUUCAGGCUGUAACACAACAAAGUGUGGAAUAAGUCAAGGGGUACGAAUAAGCCCCUAUGAAUGUUUGUCUAUAGUAGAGCUGGGAUGAUAAAUAUAAAAUUAUUGAUAUCGAUCAAACCAAUAAUUUAACAGACAUUUUACUGAUAUCGAUGCACACUAUAUACUUAUUGUUCAAUUUAUAGUUAUUGUGAAAUUUCAGUCGAUUUAUCGGGAUAUGGAUUUAUGUCCAUAUCACCUAGCUCUAGUCUAUAGGCUCUGACAUGAGGUUGGAAUGAAAUAUUUCCAGUGAUUACAGUCCCCUGUAGUUCAGUUGGUAGAGCAUGGCGCUUGCAACGCCAGGGUUGUGGGUUCGUUUCCCACGGGGGGCCAGUAUGAAAAUGUAUGCACUCACUAACUGUAAGUCGCUCUGGAUAAGAGCGUCUGCUAAAUGACUAAAAUGUAAAUGUAAAAUGUACGAAUACUUUCGGAAGGCAUUGUAUAAUAGUAAUAUUAAAAAAAUGAAUAUAUGAUCUGAGAUAAGUCUACCUAAAAUUAUAGUUAUUACAGACAUUGCUUGUCUGAUCACAGCCAUUGAAAGACAUACAUCUUGUAGUUCAAUAAACUUGAUAAUGCAUUUUCACUGGCCUAUACAGAUACUCUGUCUCAUAUAAUGAUUGGCUUGAAUCCACUUAUUGACUCUAGAUAUUAUGACCUUGAUAUUACCACUUCUCGUAAAGUAAAAGGAAUAGUUAAGCAUAGCAUGACACAGUGUUGCAGGGUGACCAAUAAAUCCAAACCAAUAAUUCUACUUCAAUAGUUAUAUUUAUGAAUGUGAACUUGGGCUAUUAUGUAUUGGCACAAAACACAGUCAGUACAUUCAGAACUCAUUUGAAAUGGUCCCUUUGGUCUCCCUGUAGCACCUGUUUUAGUUCACCUGCUGGUAUUGGGCAUGGACCCUUCCAUAUACCCCACCCCGCUACAACCAAUAUAUCCUAUAUAGCUCUACUCUCUCACCUCUUUUUAUUGAUUUUGCUCCCUGACACAGACAACAAGCACUGGGCUCGUGAUGCAGCAGCUGUGGCAUUCGCUUUUUUCCCCCCUGCUCUCUUUCAGCUGCUCUCCUCUCCUUGCACUCCUUGUCUGCUUUUCUCGCUCCCCUGCUUCCUUCCCUGUGAUUUGACUGUGACUGGUCAGCUUCAGAGCACGUCACUGUUCCGUGAGUGGAGGUUUGUGGGAAAAAGGUAUAGCGUUAAAUAGCCUCCCUCUCCUUGUUUCUUGAGUAUCUAACACGAUUGGAUAGGUGUAAGCCAUUGGUCCAUGACAUGGCUUUGGUCAGUCCAGUCGUAUCAGAUCAGUGAUGAUUGCUUCAAGGAAGGAUGCAUUUUUUUUAAAAUUUGAAAAGGACCUAGUUCUCCAUGCUCUCAUGAGGAAUGCUCUGGGUGUCUUCUGUUAAUGACACAUCUGUCUCUCUCCUCUCUCUCCAUCUCUCUCUCGCUGUCUCUUUCUCUCUCAUAGUGGUACAUGAGGUGAACGGGGAGAACGGGGUCCACCAGCUCAGUGCCAAUGAGGUGGACGAGCUCAUCCACAAAGCAGACGAGUCCAUGAUGAGCGACGCCACCACCGCCGGCGCCACCUCCACCGCCCCCGUCAUCCCCACUGAUGCUGAGUUAGCCACAGAGCAGCAGACGACACCACAGAAGGAGAUCACUGGCAUGGAGGCCAAGGCAGGCGGCGCCAGUCCCCAGCCAGGUGGAGGCGAGGUGGAGGCCAGUGCCGAGAACCCCGUCACCAUGGUGUUCAUGGGCUACCAAAGCGUUGAGGACGAGGCGGAAACCAACAAGGUGCUGGGGCUGGAGGGCACCGUCAAGGCCGAGCUGGUGGUCAUCGAGGACGGCGAGGGCAAGAAAGUGACGGUGGGGCCCACCUCCGCCACUGUGACCGUCACCGAGGGAGGCACCAAGGAAGAGCAGUUGCCCCCGCCCAACGGCAGUGCCGCCGACCCUGUUAAGACCCCCCAGGAGAAGGCCCCAGCGGGGGAGAAGGGGAGGGAGCCAGAGGGGGGCGCCACUGAGCUCAACAACAAGGAGAAGCAGCCCUGCAAGUGCUGCACCAUCAUGUGAGCCACCGUUGUGUGGUCGCAUUCCCCCCGGGACUUGACUUUUCAAGGAGAAAUGACAAACCAACAACAACCAUAACGUCAAGAAAACCAACAAAAACCCACCCCUUUCCCUUUUCCCCCCUCCUGACAAAAAAAAGGCAUAAAUGUUCUGUAUCUUUUUGAUAGCCGGCUGUUGUUUUCCAACUUCAUUUUCAUCUCCGUUUUAUAUAUUUUAUUUCAUUUUUCUAUCUCCUUUCAUUCUUUUUACUUUUGUAUUAUUUUGGGUUUUGUUGUGACUUAAACGGAUGCUGCCAAAGGUGAGCAAUCCCUGCGUUUUCACACUGAGAUUCACACUGAGA
Messenger RNA from Coregonus sp. 'balchen', 12969 nucleotides. The record is from the annotation of a GenBank genome assembly. Lineage: Eukaryota; Metazoa; Chordata; Actinopteri; Salmoniformes; Salmonidae.